CCCUUGAUAAAAUUGAAAAUUACACAAAAGCUUUCCUUUCUUCUACACAGCCGUUCGUUCGUGGGGGUGGAGUUUAUACAAAACUGUUCGUGGGGUUUCUCUAAACUCUUUGCAUCUCAUCGCCUCUCACUUUCAUUUUUUUGUAUUUUCUCAGAUCUCAAACUAAAAUCAGUCAAAUGGAAGAUGAUGACAUUGUAAUUGCGGUUUUAUACAAUGGAACAUUGGUACAAAAUGAUAGUGGUGAUUGGGAAUAUCGAAAUGGUAAAAAUGUAAUGGUUUCCGUCGGCAAGAGAUACACAAAAUCAGAGUUAGAGGAUGAGAUUUUCAAUUCUAUUGAGAUAGAUCGAAAUGAAUAUUUGCUAAAGCUAAAAUGGAUAUAUGGACGAUGUGCAGAAAAGUUGGAUCCUACAGAAAUACGAUGUGAUAGGGAUGUGAAAUGCUUUCUUCAAGAAGUGAGGAAUGGAGGGAUGACAAUGAUGCGGCCUCCAUUGUAUGUUGAGGUGAUUUCAAAAGUUGAACAUGUAUGUAGAAAUGUUCAUCAAACAGCAUUUGCUUCGGAUAGUGGGAGUAAUCUUCAUUCUUUUUCUUGUCCUCCAAUUGGCGGUCGUCUACCACAAGCUUCCGGUACUGAACCAAUUCAGGCUACAUCUCAGGAAAUUAUGGUUCAAGAAACUCAGUUUAGAGAUCAAGUUGAUGUUCGUGGGGGGGCCUGGACAUCAUUUAACAUUCACGAAGGAGUUGAUGUUGGAGGUGACUAUGCUGAACGGUUUCCUAACGACGAGGAGUAUGAGCAGUUGCAUCAUAUUGAUCAUGAUGAGAAUUACAAUGCAGCAGGGGAUGAUGUUGGUCAUAAUGAUGUAGAUUUUGAUCAUGAGUUGCCGGAUAAUGAUAAUGAUAUGCAUCCUGAAAUGAACAAUGAAGGAGUUGAUGAUGUUAGGGUUCAUCGUGCUACAAGUGACCACAUAUCAUCGAGCAACAGAAGUGGUUCUAUGGCCAUAUUUUCGUCAAAGUUCACUGGCUGUGAGAGCAUAGUAGUUGGACAAUUAUUUCGCAACAAACGUGACCUACAGAAUAUAUCCUUUGGCUUUCGGCAUUGGAGAUGGAGAGAACGAGCAAGCAUAUACAUGGUUUUUCCAAAACCUGAAGGAUGCCAUCGGAGAUUUUCCAGAUUUGGUGUUUGUGAGUGAUAGACACCCCGCUAUUGAAAGGGCAUUACGCAAAGUUUUUCCCAAUGCAUACCAUGCGUUGUGCACGUACCAUAUAAGCAGAAAUAUUAAAGCAAAUGGACAUGCGAAAGAUGAAUCAAUAAUACAAUGUUUCAUGCUCGCAGCUAGUGCAUAUUUGGUUGAAGAUUUUGAGUUUUAUAUGGGGCAAAUUGAGGCAAAAAACAGUAGAGCUGCCCAGUACAUUCGAUCAUGUGACCCUACAAGGUGGGCACGUUCUCUUUGUCCAUGUAGAAGGUACACUAUCAUGACCACCAAUAUUGCAGAAAGCU
Molecule: messenger RNA, 1495 nt
Organism: Ziziphus jujuba (common jujube)
Lineage: Eukaryota; Viridiplantae; Streptophyta; Magnoliopsida; Rosales; Rhamnaceae
Exons: 2
Coding region: 177-1187 (336 amino acids)
Source: RefSeq, a predicted model, not a curated record